This is a messenger RNA of Zasmidium cellare ATCC 36951, 903 nucleotides long. RefSeq lists its product as uncharacterized. The coding region runs from base 1 to 903 and encodes 300 amino acids. The record is from RefSeq and is a predicted model, not a curated record. The transcript is spliced from 5 exons. Lineage: Eukaryota; Fungi; Ascomycota; Dothideomycetes; Mycosphaerellales; Mycosphaerellaceae.
AUGAAUCAGUGCAGUGGAGCGUUUGGCGGUGACGGCGUCGCGCGAUGUACUGGCCAUUUUGCAGGCUGCGUUUGCCAGGCUACGCCCAAUACGUGCGGAAACCCCCAAAGUUGUGACAUGAACCAGUGCAAUGGAGCUUUUGGGGGGGGGGAUGGGAUCGCCAGAUGUACGAACCAUUUUGCUGGAUGUGUCUGCCAGGCUACAACGAAUACCUGCGGUAGUCCUCAAAGCUGUGACAUGAACCAGUGCGGUGGUACUUUCGACGGAAGCGGUCUAGCCACAUGCAAAGGGCACUUUGCUGGUUGUCAGUGUGUUCCAACGCCCAAUACGUGUGGACAGCCGCAGAGUUGCGGACUGAACAAUUGCAACGGUGCUGUGGAUCAGGACGGCACUGCUCGAUGCAACGGGCAUUUUGCAGGGUGCGUUUGUAUCCCAACAUCAAGUAGCUGUGGCGAGCCGCAGUCGUGCGACGACCGCGGCUGCGCGGGAACAUUCGAUGGCAGCGGACUGGCCACUUGCAAAGGCAACUUCAAAGGAUGUCAAUGCAUACCUACUACGAAUACGUGCGGCCAGCCGCAGAGCUGCACCCUUAAUAACUGCAAUGGCUCUCAAGACGGGGACGGCAAGUCGAGAUGUAACGGUCAUUUCGCAGGUUGUAUAUGCAAUCCACCUGCUGCACCGCCCAGUGGCCCGCCCAGUGGCAUCUUUAUCGUCAACGGGAACUGCGACUUCGACACUGGAGCUCACAAUGGAGAGUGCUUCUUCAGUACUGAUAACUCAAACUUCGCGGACCAAGACAUCCCUUGUGAUGGCAGCUCUCCCUGCGGCGGAUCCGGCAAGUGUGGAGUGUUUUCCAACUCGCAGGUAAGCUUUGUCGUACUUUUUGGAAUCCGCAAAGUUUAG